GCCUGUCUACAGCCUCUCUUGUGUGUGUGUAUAUAUAUAUAUAUAUCUCCUUUUCCAUGAGCCCUUUCAUCAUAAAACAAGCAAUAUCAAUUAAGUCAUCAAAGGUGUCUAUAGAGUUUGCUUUCUCGUUUCCUACCUUCCAGAGAAAUGACGAUGAUAAGUGCUAAGAAACUCAUCAAGAUGGCUAGGAGAUGGAAAAAGUUCACGGCCAAGCAGAGGAAGAGAAUUUCAUUUUCAAGAAAUGCCAGUGAUGCAGACACUUGUAGUACAUCCUCAUCUUCUGUAGUUGAGAAAGGCCAAUUUGUAGUAUAUACAGCUGAUCAAACUCGCUUCGUCAUUCCAUUAGCUUAUCUUGAAAAUGAGGUCAUUAGGCAACUUUUUAACAUGUCUGGAGAAGAGUUCGGGCUACCAAGUGGCGGUCCUAUUACAUUACCCUGUGAUUCAGACUUCAUGGACUACGUCAUUUCACUAGUCAAGAAAGGCGUAACUGCUGGAGAUCUUCACAAAUCAUUGCUCCUAUCGAUUUCUUCAUGUUGCUAUACUUCAACUUCUAAUUUGCACCAACAACUUCUUGUUUAUUGAGUUAUGACUAUCAUGUUUUGUAAAUGUAGCUCAAAAUAGAUUGUAUAGCAAUUGAAAAAUAGGCAAGUGAAAGAUGGAAUAGAGCUUCAUCCUGAAC
This is a messenger RNA of Nicotiana tabacum (common tobacco), 679 nucleotides long. Its product is annotated as auxin-responsive protein SAUR68-like. The record is from RefSeq and is a predicted model, not a curated record. Gene Ontology annotation, biological process: response to auxin. Lineage: Eukaryota; Viridiplantae; Streptophyta; Magnoliopsida; Solanales; Solanaceae.